GAGCUCACAGGCUCGGCUCCGCCUGACGUGGCGAGCCACUAAAGGUCCGCCGGUUCCUUCGUGGGCUGCGACGAUUGGGCAGAUUACCUGUUUGGCAUUUUUUUAGUAAAAAUGCGCAAACAGACUCCCUCAGACGCAAUGUUUGGCAGAUAGUUGAACAUAAGACUUUUGGAUAUUAAGACGAGGUGACAGCGGCGCAACAUUCAUGCCUCAGCUCACGUCUACCGCUGUGCUGCAGCUCGUGUUGCUGCUCUCCGCUGUGCCCGCGCAGUACUUCAUCUCCCGGUGGAGCGGCAACUCUGCGGCGCAACGCUACCACGCGACCACACGGUUCCUAAGAAUGUGUAGAGACUGGAGAGCAUCUUUCUUCAAUGGUACAGCAUGGAUGGAGUGGGCAAACCAGCAAAUAUCCAAAGUCACGUCUUUGGUUGGUUUUGGGCAGGAAGAAGAAUUGGCUCCGCAGUCGUUUGCCAUAGAGAGCAUGAUAUAUGACAAUGACCAGGGAUUCUUUGGAGCCUCCAAGGAAGUGCGCAGCCCCAGGCCCCCGUACGUGUUUCUGCGGGUCGGAGAGGUGGUGUUGGAAAGGAAAGGCCAUAUGGUCGGUGUGGUGGUGAGCUGGGACCCUGAGAUGCGAGCCCCUCCGGAGUGGGUUGACAGAGUGUAUGCCAGCUCUGAGGGCAACACAGCAGAGAGGACACCUCAUUACAAGGUACUGUUCAGCGGGCCUGGACCCUCCUCUCUGUUAAUUGCAUAUCUACCUCAGACACAACUGGAGCGCAUCACAGGGAUGAGGCCGGACAUUCCCACUUUGGAAAGUUACUUCACACAUUUUGAUGGGAACCGGUUCAUCAUGCAGCCCUGGCUCAAAGAGAUCUACCCUGAGGACGACAUGGAGGACGCUUGACUGCUCGGUCUGAAAGAUCUGUCCAAAAGACAAAUUCAUCUUCUUUCUGUGGUGUUGUUGAACUUGGUCUCGAGGUCUUUUUUUGUCUGUGGAGUCUACUGGAAUCUAUCAAUCAUGGGUUGUAAUGAGUGGAUGCAAAAUGCCAAUGUUUUCUUUAGAAAUACUGAAUUUACUGACAAAGAAAGGUCAAGCUUUGAAGAGACUGAGGAUAAUUGUUUAAUCCCUCCUUGCUGGAUCUCAAUGUGAGGGUGUCGUUUGGGAAUAUCUCUCAUAGCUCUAAGAAUGUAUUGAGCAGUUGUUCAACCUUUUAUUUCUUUGAGAUGUACAAAUAUACAGUAUUUU
Thunnus maccoyii (southern bluefin tuna) is the source of this 1246-nucleotide messenger RNA. RefSeq lists its product as uncharacterized. The transcript is spliced from 8 exons. Gene Ontology annotation, molecular function: DNA binding. The coding region runs from base 206 to 904 and encodes 232 amino acids. Lineage: Eukaryota; Metazoa; Chordata; Actinopteri; Scombriformes; Scombridae. The record is from RefSeq and is a predicted model, not a curated record.